Molecule: messenger RNA, 249 nt
Organism: Plasmodium malariae
Lineage: Eukaryota; Apicomplexa; Aconoidasida; Haemosporida; Plasmodiidae
Product: conserved Plasmodium protein, unknown function
Exons: 1
Coding region: 1-249 (82 amino acids)
Source: RefSeq, a predicted model, not a curated record
AUGAACAUAACACCUGAAAAAAACUCAAACACAGAAGAUUGCAUGUUUUGUCGAGUUACAGGUACGCUAGUAUUUGGAAGUCUAUCAUUUUAUUCAUUUCUAAAAUUUUUACAAGCCGAAAAAAGAACAGGUGAUAAAAAAUUUUUUGGGUUAAUUUCUCUUUGUUUUAGUUUCCUAGCAAUAUAUAGAGCAAGUAGUACAUCUAAGCCGAUCUUAAAUAAAACAACUAAAAAUGUUAAACAACAAUAA